Stylophora pistillata is the source of this 1767-nucleotide messenger RNA. RefSeq names its product cleavage and polyadenylation specificity factor subunit 4. The record is from RefSeq and is a predicted model, not a curated record. Gene Ontology annotation, molecular function: RNA binding; zinc ion binding. NCBI's taxonomy places the organism in Eukaryota, Metazoa, Cnidaria, Anthozoa, Scleractinia, Pocilloporidae.
AUCCGGCAGGUCGCCAUGUUUGACAGUGGGCCAUGUGCGACAUUGGUGGAAAGUCUCUGGCAGUAAUCUUUCGUGGAAGAAUAACGCUAACCUGGGAUAAAGCUACCUCUUGAAGGAUCUUGCUGUAUUUUCCUUGCUGUGUAUCACAAUGGAAGAUAUUGUAGCGAGUGUAGCGGAUCUCAAGUUUGAAAUUGAGAUGCAGCUUUACAACCAAGUUGGAGUUCAGCCUCUUCCGUUCCCAGGGAUGGACAAGUCUGGUGCUGCAGUUUGUGAAUUUUUCAUGAGGAACAUGUGUAAUCGAGGGGCAGUGUGUCCUUUUAGACAUACCAAAGGUGAAAAGACAGUUGUCUGCAAGCAUUGGCUGAGAGGGCUUUGUAAAAAGGGUGAUCAGUGCGAGUUUCUUCAUGAAUAUGACAUGACAAAAAUGCCUGAAUGUUACUUUUAUUCCAAGUUUGGCGAAUGCAGUAACAAGGAAUGCCAAUACCUUCAUAUUGAUCCAGAGUCUAAAAUAAAGGACUGUCCUUGGUAUGACAGAGGAUUCUGCAAGCAUGGUCCGAGCUGUAGGCAUCGACAUGUGAGGAGAGUGAUUUGCCUGAACUACAUGUGUGGGUUUUGUCCCGAAGGGCCGAAAUGUAAACAUAUGCAUCCCAGAUUUGAGCUACCUGUAAAAGAUGAAAGUAGUGAGAAAAAAGCCAUGAACAUUGUAUGUCAUUACUGUAAUCAACCUGGCCACAAAGCAUCCAGCUGUCCAACAAAUCCCCAAAAAGAAAACUUUAAGAAUCAACAAGUUAUGCAUCCAAACAUUAAUUUAAGUAUUGUUCCAGUGACAACAAAUGCACAUUUGGAUGCUGAUAGACCAACAAUGAGACGGCCGCUAGAAACAGUCACUUGUUUCAAGUGUGGUGACAAAGGGCACUAUGCAAACAAGUGUCCCAAAUCAAGAUCAGAGUUGAUUGGAUUAUGAGGCUAAGAAAGAUGAAGUUUUUUUUUAUAAAGAGACUCUUACCAGCUGCUCAUACAUACAGAAGUACUCAAACCAUGGAGGAACUGAUGGCUCAUUUUUACUCUUAAUUAAUGUGUACUUAUUGCUUGUCCUAGAUGUGCAAAUGUUAUAAUAGACAUCUCAUAGGGGUGACAUUUGCAUCUAAUCCUAUGGUCCUUCUUUUAGGUUUUCUUUAGGUUUACUAGGAAUGAUCCUUAAUUUUUGUUGCUCAUCAGCAUGUAAAAUUGUCUUACAUUGUGGCUCUGUGGAAUGUACAAAAUUAAUGCAUGUUUAAUAUACCAACUUAUGAGAUGUAGUUGGCAGAGCACCUGGGUAAUAUGAAGUAAAUCCUCUGUUCUGGUUGGCUACACACCCAUCUUGCCUGCUUGGGUUAGCCUUGUUCUCAUUUUGCAUUUUUAUGGAUAUCGACUUUGUCUUGGUCCAUAUAAAGGCAAAAAAGAACUUGGCCAAUAUCCAGCCAUUUUGACCUUGCUUGGUCAAUAACAUGUAUGUACGAAAAUGUGUUGAGAGGCAAUUUUCUAGGGCACAUCAGUCUAAUUCACAAAUUCGUGACAAAAUGUUUAGAAAAAGGUUAUUGUAAUAUUGUUCUUAGUUCUUUAAAAGGGUUUGCAAAAUCAUAGUGCCAUAAUGUAGAAUUUUUAAAAAAAAAUGUAUUUAUGAGGUGACCUGGUUGAUGUUAAAAUUGAAGAUCUCUGUAAGGAGGGCAACUGUGUAAAAAACUGUAUGCAAGAGCAGUGUUGUCAAUAAAUCAGUGAAAUCUCCCA